Thyridium curvatum is the source of this 5127-nucleotide messenger RNA. RefSeq lists its product as uncharacterized. Gene Ontology annotation, cellular component: spindle microtubule; nucleus. Gene Ontology annotation, molecular function: microtubule binding; plus-end-directed microtubule motor activity; ATP binding. Gene Ontology annotation, biological process: microtubule-based movement; mitotic spindle assembly. Bases 1 to 5127 code for a protein of 1708 amino acids. The transcript is spliced from 6 exons. Lineage: Eukaryota; Fungi; Ascomycota; Sordariomycetes; Thyridiales; Thyridiaceae. The record is from RefSeq and is a predicted model, not a curated record.
AUGCCCCCGCCAACAACUCGUCGAGCAGCUGCCGCCGGUUCGCGUCGCGCCACCACGGCGACACCUACUUUUGAGAACAACGGACGCGCACCUCCCGCCGAUUCCUUCCUCCCGAUUGCCUCCGAGGCUGGCACGAAACGCAAGGAGCGGGAUUUUGACGACCCGGCGUCGACGACGCAUCGUGACUCGAUCGACGAAACGAAGAUAGACGUAUUUGUGCGGUGUCGCGGCAGGAAUGAGCGAGAGGUGCGAGAGAAUAGCGGCGUGGUGGUGAACACGGAUGGGGUGCAUGGAAAGACGGUGGAGCUGUCGAUGGGGCCGAAUGCCCUCAGCAAAAAGGCGUAUUCAUUUGAUGGGGUCUUUUCACCGAUGGCAGAUCAGCAGAUGGUCUUUGAUGAAGUUGUGACUCCUGUGUUAGCCGAGGUGCUCAAAGGCUUCAACUGCACAGUUUUUGCAUACGGACAGACUGGUACUGGGAAGACCUACACCAUGUACGGAAACAUUUCAGAUCACACUCUACUACCCGACGACGCUGGUAUCAUUCCUCGCGUGCUGGACUCCCUCUUUCGCGAGCUUGACUCUGUACCAAGUUCACCAACAAGCGAUGCUGCCCCUGAAAACUCUGUGAAAAUAUCAUUCAUCGAGCUAUACAACGAAGAACUUCGGGAUCUGCUUUCCGUCGAUGAUAAAGUCAACUUGAAAAUUUUCGAUGGAGAUAGCAAGCGAGGCGUGGCGACUGUUGUUCAGGGCAUGGAGGAACGGCACAUCACCAGCGCGAAAAGGGGUAUUGAGCUACUAAGAGAUGGCAACCUCAAGCGACAGGUCGCGGCUACGAAGUGCAACGAUCUCAGCUCUCGCAGUCAUACAAUCUUCACCAUCACGGCAUACGCUAAACGGCUGUCAGCCUCCGGCGAAGAGGUUGUAACCUCUGGAAAGUUGAACCUCGUUGAUCUCGCUGGAUCGGAGAAUAUUAGACGAUCUGGCGCGGAGAGAAAGCGAGCGGCAGAAGCUGGGCUUAUCAAUAGGAGUCUCCUCACAUUGGGUCGCGUCAUCAAUGCGCUUGUCGAUCGAUCAGAACACAUCCCGUAUCGCGAGUCGAAACUCACCCGGCUUUUGCAAGAUUCUUUGGGUGGUCGGACGAAGACAUGCAUCAUCACGACAGUGUCUGCUGCGACAUCGAAUCUCGACGAAACCAUUUCGUCUCUAGAUUAUGCUUUUCGCGCGAAGAACAUAAAAAACAAGCCGCAGAUCAGAUUGAUUCCGAAGAAGAUGCUGCUCAAAGAAUUCACCGUCGAAAUUGAGCGACUCAAGUCAGAGCUCACCGCUACGCGACAGCGCAAUGGCGUGUAUCUUACACAUGAAGCAUAUGAGAAGCUUAUGAAUGAAUCCGAGUCGGAUAGGAUUCUAGUCAAGGAGCAGUGCGAGAAGAUCCAAACACUCGAGUCCAAGCUCGCCCGAAAAGGACAGGACCUACUUGAACUCGCAAGUAAUUUCGACAUGUUGAAAAAGGACAGCGAAACCACCAAGGGAGCUCUUGAUAGUACAAAGUUCUUGCUGGAAGAGACGAGUGCGGCACUAGCACGCACAAGGCGCAUGCUCGAGGACGAAACUUCCAUCCGCCAACAGCACGAGCGCACUGAGCAGCAGCUCACGAGCCUCAACCAUGAGCUGACAACAACACUUGGCCAGUGUACCAUGGACAACACAGCCCUGCACCUGAAAUUGCGACGACAAUCGGAGCUGCAAGCCCAGAACCGGGAGCAGUAUCACGGAUUGCAGCUAGAUGUAGUGGACACGACAACGCUUGUCGAGGGUCGGCUCGCCAGGUUCCAAACGGAGCACCAAGGGCUUGUGAACGCGCUUUCAACGCGCAUGGAUAUAUUUGUCAAGGACGAGCUAGACGGUCUCGAUAUGGCGAGAACAGACCUCGAGAAGAAUGGUACUGCCUUCGAACGAUUGCACAGAGAAGUUGCGGCACAGACGACGCAGAGCAAGAACGAGCUGAGUGAGGUGCUGGACGAGGUCAAGACGCUUAGGGAAGAGCUCAAGGAGAAGAUCGGGGCAGGACUCAACGACCUGGGUGGAGCUGCGACACGUAUAUCAGAGGGUAUCAUGGCUGAAGUCGAGACCUUCCACUCGCAGCUGAACUCAUCUUACUCCCUCCUUGGCAUGGACCUCACGGCGGCCUUUGAAGACAUAUCGAAGGAGGUCAGGGAGCUGCGCGAAGAGAUGCAGCGGCUGCAGGAUGAGAUGGCUGAGGCGAACCAACAGCUGCAACGGAGUCAAACGCAAUCAGUUGACACGCUAUCGGAUCUCGUGGACAAAGAGAAGUCUGUUAGAGAGGAGGAGAAUAAGGAUUUGAUGCUCCGCAUCCAGAGCCUCAUCGAGGCUAACAUGCAGCAGCAAGCGCUGCGCAUUGGAGCGAUCGCUGACAUCUCUGCACAGCUCAGAUCUGCAGGACAAAGCCACUUUGCUGCUGGAGACUCGUUUGCAGAUGGUAGCGAGCAGCUUGCGGGACGAUCAAUCAGCUUCAGCGACAGAUUGAUCGAAUCCCGCGACAUGAUGAAGACACGGAUACAGAGCGAUUGUGUGACCGCAAGCAAGCACACGGAAAACCUCAAAGCCGUGACUACUUCCGUCCACGACGAGACUACUCGAAUAGUGAACGAGCAGGUCCAGCACCUGCACACGGAGAUGGGCGCCCUUGACACCAUUAUCGACAGCAUCCAGGAGCAGAACAACACCGCACAUGAUACCCGGGAGCGGACCUUUUCUGCGCUCGCCUCGAACGCUCAAGAAUCGUUUGCCAAUGUUGGCAGUGCCUUUAGCGCAUCAGUUGACCGCGUCAAAGUCAUUGGUAACGAUGUUGCGGAACAGACGGAUACGUUGCGCGAGAACUUGCCGCAGCUUGACAAGGAGGUGCAUAUUUGCGGACAGCUGGCAGGGCUGAGACAGCGCGUCGAGCACGGUCAGCUGGGAGAGUAUGUUCCCACAGGACAGACGCCAAGGCGCCGAGAAUACAGCUAUCCCACCGUGGUGCCAAAAACGAGCAACAGCACUUUAUUCGUGGAUCGCAUGCGCUCACAGCACGCGAAAGAUGAGCCUUCAUUCCAUGCGAGGCCUAGAAGUCCUAGCAAGACGCUUUUGUUCGUGGAUAGGUGCGGUGCCUCGAGGCAGCAGACGGAGAGCAGUAGUGUCAUGCCAGGCACGGCUGGUAGUGCCACAGCCCUCCGCCAGCUGGAUAUCAACACCAUACGCACUGACACGACAGAGAGCAAUACCGCUAGCACGAAAAACAUCGUGUCCCCGGAGGAAGGCGGCGCUUGCAGCAGCAUGCUUGCGCCCUCCCUCUCGCUCAAGCGGCUUAGCGACGUCAGCGCUUCGGCGGCAAGCAAGGUUCCCCUUAAGAAGCGCGGGCCGCGGAGCACCAUGGCGACCAACAGCGUGGCGCUGGCGGACAGCGAGAACCGGACGAUGCCGGAUCUGAGCGCGAGCAUGGGGCACGGCACGCGUCUCCACCCGCUGUUCUCUGCGCGCGCCAAAGAGCUCGAGCCGCCGGGCCCCUCACUGCCGGAGCUUGCUGUGGUGCUGUGUUUGGCACCUGUGGGCAACUCUGCGCGAUCUGCAGGCGAUUUCUGCGACCUGACCCUGGCAACAUACCUAAGGUUCCUCUUCGCACCGCAACCUGACGUGACACCCGAGAGUGAUCUGUUCGCCAGUGAAGAGCGCCCGAUUGACACGAACGGACGCACAACAGCCUGGAGCCUAGAAAGCAGAACAGACAGACAAGGUAUGCAGGCAUUCCCUGACGCAAGCCAACCAUUAACAGAGGAGGUCAUACAGAUGACUCUACAACUGCCAAGGCCUCGGCCUCUCAAGCGGUCAUACGCCUCGUUCCUUAAGGACUUCGUCGACCCAGUCCACCCGCAUCCCGGGUCUAUCCACACCUUUGUGUCCGAGUGGCUCGAGUCUGUUGGAUCAGACUGCGAGAAACACUGCCGGUCGGAUGGCCAUCUUCGCCAUUCAGACCACGACCCCGUCUCGAGGCAGCUCACGAGAUCGGCGCCGGAGAUAGGUUCCACACGGGAUGCCGAUGGCUUUCCAGUGCUGCCGACGCCGGCUUCCACCAGAUCGCGUACAUCCCGAGCAGAUUCAGGGGACGACUCCAACCGAUCGUCGGCUUCCAGCACAGCCAACGCUCGCAAUGCACGAUACCGUCAGACCAACCUACGAUUUAAUCACAUUCAUGUCCGACACCCGGCUUCACCGCUGCAGGACCUCGCUGCCGGUCACAUCGAUCCAAUUUGCGCUCAGCGGGACUCCCCUGGGCUCUCGUCCGAUGAACUGAACCAGGCAAUAUACCGAGUGGAUGCCCUUGCAGAAGGGUGUACCGAAGACCAGGUAGCUGACUUGCUUCAUGGCACGAUAAUUCCCAACCCCGAAGCAGACACAACAUAUGGGCCUGGCACGGGCUUGACGAGCAACUCCAACACGCACAUGGCCCAGCAUCUCAAUCCUAUUGCUCCCGCAAGUCCAUACCGAGUUACGCAACCCAAACCAGACAAGCUAUAUGGAUACUCAGAGAGGACGAUGGAGGCCUUUACCGAACCGCAACUCCUAGCCCAAACCAUGCUCCAUCCAAGGAACCCGGAUUACCCGACUGCUACGUCCCAGGGCCUCCGGUUUCCCUUCUUCGCCAUCGAAUUCAAAGCCGCUGGAGGUACGCGAGGUGACCUCUGGGUUGCCACAAACCAGUGUGCGGGCGCUUCAGCAGCCUGCCUCAACGCUGUCAGUCAACUCAACUGGGCGCUUCAAGAGUGUGAAAGCACGGAACGUGUCGACAACCUGUCCUACUGUUUAGCUGUAGACAACAAUCUUGCCAAAGUGUACAUCUCAUGGAGAGAAGACAAUCUGAGCUAUUACCUCCAACAGAUUGACACCUUUGUGCUCUCACGCCCCGAAGAAUUCAAGAACUUUCGCAAACAGGUGCGAAACAUUCUUGAUUGGGGGAAGGACGCGCGCCUGACGCAGAUUGGGGACGCCUUGGAUAUCAUUCUUGAGAGGAAAACAGGAAGAGCGCUUCCGAGGCGGCAAAGUCUCGCCCACCACCGUCUGAUGGUUCCGUAG